Molecule: messenger RNA, 4807 nt
Organism: Anarrhichthys ocellatus (wolf-eel)
Lineage: Eukaryota; Metazoa; Chordata; Actinopteri; Perciformes; Anarhichadidae
Gene: zmynd11
Product: zinc finger, MYND-type containing 11
Exons: 16
Coding region: 283-2325 (680 amino acids)
Biological process (GO): regulation of signal transduction; regulation of transcription elongation by RNA polymerase II
Cellular component (GO): nucleus
Molecular function (GO): transcription corepressor activity; DNA binding
Source: RefSeq, a predicted model, not a curated record
CUUACCUCCAGCCGCCAUAGCAGUAUUUAGUAAUUUAGCGGCGUGUGAUGCAGUACUGGAUUCCACCGCUAGAGUUCUCCCCUCACCAGCUCCGCUCCGCUCCGCUGGCGCUGUUGUCUGUGUUUACCUUCACAGUACUGUGGCCAGCUAGACACAAAAACCACCAUCCACAACCUCUCAACAACCAGGCAGGAACAACACUAAUGUGAGCCGCCUCGCCUUCGAUGCUUCGCGGAUUCCCUGCAGCAGCUGUGUGUUGGUGACACUGUAAGCAAAGUUAAGAUGAAUAAGGAAAUCAUGUCACGCGUGGUGAAGAAGAGGCUGGCGGACCCCAAGGUGGUCCAGUAUGUGUGGGCGGCCAUCGAGGUCGUCCGCAACCAGAAACAAAUCGCAAACAUGGACAGGAUCUCCAAGUACCUGAGCCGUGUGUUUGGCAUGCACCCGAAGGAGACUGCCAGGCAGCUGAGCUUGGCGGUGAAGGACGGCCUGGUGGUGGAGACCCUGACUGUUGGCUGCAAAGGCACCAAGGCCGGCAUCGAGCAGGAAGGAUACUGGCUGCCUGGGGAGGAGAUGGAUCCGAAAGUAGAAGGACACAAGGAGUGGGAGGCGGAGAGCCACGACUGGUACUGCUUCGAGUGUCACCUGCCGGGCGACGUCCUCUCGUGCGACAACUGCUUCCGGGUUUACCACCUCAAGUGUCUGUCGGACGAGUUCAAGCCCAGAGACGCAGGAUCCCACUGGCAGUGCGUCGUCUGCAGGGGCAGUAAAAAGAAGAACCUGAACAAGCAGGAGAUGAGUAAAUACCUGCGCUUCAUUGUACAGCGCAUGAAGGAGAGGGCGGUGGACCUGAACAAGAAAGGCAAAGACACUAAACAUCCCAUGUACAAACGGCUGAUCCACACCGCGCUGGAGGUCUCAAACAUCCACGAGAACCUGUCUGAAGGAAAGUAUAAAACCUUUGAGGAGUUCAAAGCGGACGCUCAGCUGAUUGUUCACAACACUGCCAUCUUGUAUGGAGUUCACAGCGACCAGGCGGAGAUCGCACGGCUGCUCUUCAGCGACACGUGUCACGAGUUGAACGAGCUGCUGUUGUGUAAGACCUGUUUCUACCUGUCCAACGCCCGGCCAGACAACUGGUUCUGUUACCCCUGUACACCCAACCAUGACCUGGUGUGGGCCAAGAUGAAAGGAUUUGGCUACUGGCCGGCUAAAGUCCUUCAGAGGGAUGAAAGCCAGGUCGAUGUGCGCUUCUUUGGCCACCAGCACCAGAGAGCGUGGAUCCCCGCGGACAACAUCCAGGACAUCAAGGUGAGCAUCCAGCAGCUGCAGGUGAAGCGCAGCAGCGGCUGGAAGAAGGCGUGCGAGGAGAUGGAGCUCUACCAGCGCUUCCUGCGAGAGGGCCGCUUCUGGAAAACAAAGAUGGAGGAAAGCAGCAUGCCGUCACUACCGCCUCUGCAGCAGAGUCAGAGUCAGAGUCAGAGUCAGAGUCAGAGUCAGAGCCAGAGCCAGAGCCAGAAUCAGCAGCAGCAGCAGCAGGAGGGCAGCGGGAGGACGGACAGGCCGGAGAGGACGGACGAAGCCGAGUCCAGCAUCUCCUCCACCAGCAACGAGCAGGUCCGACAAGUAAGUGGGCUCAAAGGCAGCCUGGAGCCCAAGGCCAAGAAAAGCCGUCGAUCUCAAAUGGUCGAGCCCAAAGAAGAAGUCAGUUCUGUGCUCCAAUGCUCGUCUCUCCACCAGGACCCGGAGCCCGAGAUGGAGGCGGUGAGCUCCAGCCAGGAGAUCCCGGUGUCCUCGGCGCCCCAGCAGCCCGAGAGGCUGUCGGUGUCCACGCAGACCAAGAAGGCCGGCGGCGGGUCGCCGCGCACGCUGCACCGCGGCACCCAGACCAGCAGCGACGGCGCCUGCCAGAACAUGUGCCACGAGAAGUACACCAAGGUCUUCAACGACGUCAAGGAGAUGAUGAAGGCCGACAACAAGAGGGAGACGGAGAGGGUCGUCAGAGAGGCUCUGGAGAAGCUCCGUGCAGAGAUGGAGGAGGAGAAGCGCCAGGCGGUGAGCAAGGCGGUGGCCGGAGCUCAGGCGGAGAUGGAGCGGAAGUGUAAGCAGGUGAAGGAGAAGUGUAAAGAGGAGCUGGUGGAGGAGGUGAAGAAGGUGGUGGCCCAGAACAAACAGCUGGUCUCCCAGACCAAGAAGAAGCAGUGGUGCUAUAACUGUGAGGAGGAGGCCAUGUAUCACUGCUGCUGGAACACCUCAUACUGCUCCAUCAAGUGUCAGCAGGAGCACUGGCACGCCGACCACAAACGAACCUGCCGCAGGAAGAGAUGAACAAGCCCCGCCCCCUCCCUUUGACCUUACACAGCACGCCAUUGGCUCUCUCCCUCUCCUCCUCCUGUCAGUCAGUGUCUACAAAACACACACACACACACACACACACACACACACACUUCCCUCCUGCUUCUCUACUGGCCUUCCUGAAAACUUUGUGGACCCGACGUUUUCUGCGUGAAAGAGCGAUUUGUUACCUUUUUUAUUUUCCUUUUGUUUCUAUUAUUUAAUAUACCCAUCGUAUUGAUUUAUAUACUAUUGUUUUAUUCUCUGAAUCGUGAACAGAUUGCUCAAAUGCAGAGUUACGGUAUGAUUUUUGUGUUGUUGUUUUUCACGAUUUAUUAUUAUUUUUUCUUUACUGAAGUGCUGACGUUGAGCUUGUGUCAGAGAAUGUGUUAUUUAAAUGUGUCGUAACAGAUGAGCGUUAACUGCAUACAUUUUAUUACCUGAAUUUUUAAAUAAUCCACUUUUCUUACUGUAAAUGCAACAAAUACACACCGUCAAUCGUACAGUUCAGACACAGCGUGAGUCCCGUCGCUGCGUCGAACGAGCUCCGCUUUCAUAGAGAAAACAUUCAAAAAAUAACAAAAAAACUGCAGAGAUGUGGACGACGUGGCUCACCGUGUUCGUGUUUCCUUCAGUGUUUUUAUUAAACUCUUGCGGUGAGUAGCACCUUUUUAUCGUUUCUACCUAAAAUCAUAUCGAGUCCUCGAGUCACUUAUUGGGAACACAGGGUCACGACGUCGGCCGCAAAGAGGAGUCGACUAGAUAACUCUUCCAUGUAUUAUUAUAACUAUGACAUCAUUAUGCACAUCCUGGGGCUCUUUCUUAAUAGACUAGUUUUUAUGAAUCCGAUAUUUAAAAAAAAAAAAAAAAGAAUGAAAAGCUUUCAAUUGGUUCUAAAUUGAGGAAAUGUUGAGCAAUCUUUCCUGAGCUGGAUCUUAGAGAGGUUCCAUGAUUUCACUGUUUCUCCUCCUUUUGUUUUCUUAACGACCCGAAUGCUUCUUUGUAAUAUUGCCAAAAAAACACACGAGAUAUUUAGUUGAAGCUACCUGAAGACGCGCGGUGAGUCGUCUCUCCUCCUGCGUCCUACAACCUUAAAAUUACUUUAUAUAUAUUUUUACAAGCUUUGUCAGUUUCAUUUUUACAGGAGCUUUGGGAGGCGAGUGAGAAACAAACAUAUCUGGUGAUCCGGAUUCUGUCGUUAUGAUUUAAGAACAGGAGAAAAACCCUUGUUGAUGCGCGAGUGUUUUGUUGUGAUACUCACUUUGGCCACUAGAGGCAGACGUGCACCACUACCCCAUGUUCUAGAUGGGUAAAAUAGCAUUCACAUAACAUCUCAUGUUCACCCUCUUGUGGCCGCAGUGAGUAUUACAACAAAAACAAAUCUUUUAGAUGAAGAAAUUAAUAAAAUAGAGCUUAGAAAGAUUAUCCGGGCAAAAGCUUCUUUCCAGCUGUUCUUAAGUCGUAAAAAAAACUAUUCAGACGAGGCUGACGCCUCUCAGCGCUCCCGUACAUUCUGAAGUGACGUGCACUCUGAAAUAGUUUCUUUCCUUUGUCAAACCUGAAGUGACUCUUUCACUGCGUACGCUGUCGUCGGUGGUCGCUGCCGGUUUCUCUUUCUUUUCUCAUCCUCUUGCUCCCAGUGAGGCGACGUGCAUGUUGAUGGUUUCAUAGUUUGUCUUCUUUUCCUGUCAUUACGGUAAAACAAAAACAAAAAAACAGACCAGAAGCUCGCUGGUGUUUAAUAAACAGUGACGAUGGAUGGACCAAUAUAAAACAUUAUGCAAAUGUGAAUGAUCAAAUUCAUCUUUUCUACAGCUUCCUGCACUAGAUGUUGAGUGGUGUAUAAAUAUGGUGCUCGGAAACUUCUUUCUGUUUCUUAAAGUGGCGAUAAAAUUGCCACUUUUAGAUUUUCUUUGAUUUUCUGAGACUCUUUUAAAGUUGCUCGACUGUUUCCUCGGUUAUGACGAUUGACUGAACGGAGGAACGUGAUUCAGUUACUCUGUAUCGACGCAGAUUGCUGUUAAUCGAUUUGUGCUUCUUUUAACAUGUGACAAAUAAAAUACCGUAAAUUCUCACAUAGUGGACAGGACCUUUUUUAUUCAUCUCGACUAAAGAAAGACGGGACUUUUAUAUCUACGGUCUGUAAAUUACAUUUUAAAACUUCUCUCAACGCUUCAGGUGCAAAUACCACACUACAUUACUACAUAGUAUUUGUACAACAUGUACUACAUAAUAAUUGACCUGGUGAAACAGUACAGUUGUUCAAGUUACUCUUCCAUUCAACAGGACUUGAUCUACAUCUGCAAACAGACGAAACAAAGUGUUUUUCAAUGACUUAAUACUUUUUAACCCGAUACAUUUAUGUAGGUAGUACUCCCAAUGAUGUACUACAUACUAUGUGAAUCAAGUGUGUACUUUAUACUUAUAUUAUAUAAGUAUACUGUUUUCCAGUUAUUACACAAGAAACGUUAGGGCU